AUGGGCCGGGCGCAGGAGGUGCAGGCGGAGAACGUGACGGUGCUGGAGGGUGGCACGGCCGAGAUCACGUGUCACCUCCACCAGUACGACGGCUCCAUCGUCGUCAUCCAGAACCCGGCCCGGCAGACCCUCUUCUUCAACGGCACCCGCGCGCUGAAGGACGAGCGGUUCCAGCUGGUGGAGUUCAGCCGUCGGCGGCUGCGGCUGCGUCUGGCCCGGGCCCGGCUGGAGGACGAGGGCGGCUACUUCUGCCAGCUCUACGCCGACGACACCCACCACCAGAUCGCCACCCUCACCGUGCUGGGUAGGGACACGGGGCGGGGGAAGGUUUUCCGUCAGCGGAACGUGCUGCGGCUGCGGGUGGAGAGAAGGGACCACGGGGCCAUCGUCACCUGCGAGGCCACCAGCCCCGCCCUGCCCCGCGGCCAGCGCCGCCAGACACAGUACAUGCUGGACGUCCACCCCACGGAGAUCUCCUGGAGCCGGGGGAACGAGUCCCUCCCCCCCCGCGCCGUGGCCCGGGGGGAGGUGCUGACGCUGCCGGCGCUGGGACCCCAGGACAACGGCACCUACAGCUGCCAGGCCCACAACCCCCACGGCCGCGCCGCCGACCACUACGUCCUCGUCGUCUACGGUGAGCCACCCACGGCGACCCAUGGCUGCCCCAUAGCCCCUCCCCCAGACCUGCCGGGCUCCACCCAGUGCCGCCGCUGCCUCAUCACGUUCCCCGACGCCGCCUUCGCAGCGCGUCACGCCAAGCGCCAGCACCCGCGGGACUUCGCCGCCGCCGCCCUGCGGGGGGCGCUCUUCGUCUGCUUCGUCUGCGCCCGCCCCUUCCCCUCCAGCCCCGCCCUCCUGCGGCACCA
Messenger RNA from Calidris pugnax (ruff), 866 nucleotides. RefSeq names its product cell adhesion molecule 4-like. Lineage: Eukaryota; Metazoa; Chordata; Aves; Charadriiformes; Scolopacidae. The record is from RefSeq and is a predicted model, not a curated record. Gene Ontology annotation, molecular function: vascular endothelial growth factor receptor 2 binding. The annotation marks the transcript as partial. Gene Ontology annotation, biological process: regulation of Rac protein signal transduction; regulation of wound healing; negative regulation of peptidyl-tyrosine phosphorylation. Gene Ontology annotation, cellular component: cell-cell contact zone. The transcript is spliced from 6 exons.